Molecule: messenger RNA, 381 nt
Organism: Aspergillus pseudonomiae
Lineage: Eukaryota; Fungi; Ascomycota; Eurotiomycetes; Eurotiales; Aspergillaceae
Exons: 2
Coding region: 1-381 (126 amino acids)
Source: RefSeq, a predicted model, not a curated record
AUGGUCAACUUCAAGCUCCCCACCCUCCUCCUCAUCGCCAGCUCGGCUCUGAGCUAUGCGAAAAUCAGCUGGUACUCAGUGAUUGCCUACACCGACGCGAUCUGUGAAGCCGAAACCUUCACCAGCGCCACUGGCAGUUUCGAUGUGUGUGUCGACAUGGGCAAGUCAAAGCUGCGGUCCAUUGCGUUCGAGCCCGAGGCAAGCGCCAUCAAGUGUCCUACCGACUCUUCCGUCGUCCUCAGUGUGUAUUCCAAGCAGGAGUGUACAGGCGAUGUCAUCAGUUAUUACAAUCUGGAAGGCUGCCUCCCUCUGAGUAAAAACCAGACCAUGCUCGAAGUGGGAUCAUGGCACGCGCGGUGUGUUCCGAGCAAGACAGCUUGA